This is a messenger RNA of Bactrocera latifrons, 1236 nucleotides long. Its product is annotated as putative gustatory receptor 58a. The record is from RefSeq and is a predicted model, not a curated record. NCBI's taxonomy places the organism in Eukaryota, Metazoa, Arthropoda, Insecta, Diptera, Tephritidae. The coding region runs from base 1 to 1236 and encodes 411 amino acids. Gene Ontology annotation, cellular component: membrane. Gene Ontology annotation, biological process: sensory perception of taste. The transcript has 2 exons.
AUGUUACGGGAACGUUUGUUUCGCUUCGUGUUGAAAAUUUCUUAUUACAAUUCGCUCGUAGUGGGUUUGCUUCCAGCUCCGCUGGAUGGGAAAACUCUUGAGUUUCGAGUCACACGUCUUUAUCUCGUACACAGCGCUUUCAUACAUAUUUUUUGUCUACUCGCCACAACCUACGCGGGCUACUACUAUUUCAGUCGUGACUUCUUGACAAACGAUCCAAUAUUGCAGUGGACCUACAGUCUUACACAUGUGACGAAGAAUCUCUUCAUGGUGGUGCUUGUCAAGGAGAUAUGGUGCAAAAGAGAAGACAUAAAGUCGGUGUAUGUGGUUUAUCGUGCGCUAGAAACUCGGCUUAAAGCAUUCACAGAAGCUGCAAAUGGACGGAUUAACGUGAAUGUCGAGGAAAGGAAUGAACUACACAGAACAACAAUUGAGCACCGCGUCGAAAAUCUCAUUAUUUUCAAAUUUUGUCUCGCUUAUGUUCUAGUAACAAUGAAUGUUUAUAGUUUCUUGUCUCAACACCCGGGCACUGAUGGUCGCUACAUGCCGAUCACACUUAUCUCAUUUGCGUUGCACACUUUUGUUAUAACCGUCUCGGGAAAUUUCUUCUAUAUAUACAGUCAACUUUACAGACAGUUUUCGCAGAUAAAUUCACAGCUAAAAUCACUUUUCGUACAACUACAUGGUCAAAUGUCACGCAGACGCGUUGGUGCAGAGUUUGCCAGCCAUAUCAACAAUCUGGCUAUGCUACAUCUCACUGGUUACCGUCUGACGCAACGCAUAUUCCAAAUCGGCGAGCUAACAUUGGCUGCCUUGCUACUGCGCCUAUUUACAACCAAUAUGCGUGCGGUAUAUGGAGUUUGUCUCCUCCUCAGCCAGAAUCAGACAAAGAAUUUGUGGUUGCAGGCCAACGAACUGUUCUUCACGGCGGUCUUCUUUGGCGAUACGGCAAUGAUGAUGGGUAUGCUGGAUGCGAUGCUAACAAAAUGCAAUCGUACCGGACAGUUAUUGCGAGAACAUGCCGGACUCGUUGACACCUGUGAGAGCAAUAGCUUGAGGAAAGCGUUGGACACAUUUGCCUCACAACUGAGUUGUCACAAACUUCGCUACAUGCUAUGUGGUCUCUUCGAGUUCAAUAAAGAAGCUACGCUGCAAUUCUUUUUGAUGGUAUUGGUGAAGACGUCCGUGCUGGUGCAAUUUGAUAUGCAAAAUAAGUUAAGAAUAAAUAAAAAUUAA